Poecilia reticulata (guppy) is the source of this 2014-nucleotide messenger RNA. It is a transcript of the gene tead1a, whose product is annotated as TEA domain family member 1a. The record is from RefSeq and is a predicted model, not a curated record. Gene Ontology annotation, cellular component: transcription regulator complex. Gene Ontology annotation, molecular function: RNA polymerase II cis-regulatory region sequence-specific DNA binding; DNA-binding transcription factor activity, RNA polymerase II-specific. Lineage: Eukaryota; Metazoa; Chordata; Actinopteri; Cyprinodontiformes; Poeciliidae. Gene Ontology annotation, biological process: regulation of transcription by RNA polymerase II; embryonic organ development; hippo signaling.
GUUGUUGAACGCAGCCCUUACAGUCCGCUCUCUCCCUCCCUCCCUCCCUCCCUCUCUUUCUUUUUUUUUUCCACCCAUCCUCCCAUCGCUCACUCACUCACUCCGUUUCAUCCAGGGUGACGCCAGUCCCUCUCACCCCGCCCCGUUCAACUCAGUCCGCUGCGUUCAUUUCAUUCCUGCUCCCAUUCCGCGCAUAUUUCGCAUCCUUGGAGAGACGCUGCGCAUUUUACGCACUCAGCGCGCCCCGAUCCUUCAUCAAGGCGAAGCCGAGGGCGGACUCCGGAGUUGGCCGAGCGCUUCCCGGUUCCGCGGCGGCUCCGAUCCGUUGGGAAAGUGUGGGAAUUAAAGGAGAAAAGCGGCGUUUGGAUCGAGGUUCUGAUGCUGGGUUCUGCUUCUGCACCGACUGGCUGACUUUUUUUUUUUCUCCCACUCCUGGCUGCGAUUUAAAUAUAUCGAUACUGAGACAAUAACAACCUUGGGCAUAGCUUUUUUAAUUUUCACCUUUACAAGUUAAUUUCCAUUAUUUAUAUAUAUUUUUAAAUCAAAACACCACCAUCAGCUAAGUACCGUCAGCUGCCAGUAUGGAGCGCAGCAGCUGGAGUGGCAGUGAGAGUCCCGGUGAGGACAUGGACAGACUCAGUGAUUCAGGAGGGGACAAGACAAUGGAUGGGGACCCUGAGGGGGUCUGGAGCCCAGACAUCGAGCAGAGCUUCCAGGAGGCCCUUGCUAUAUAUCCGCCCUGUGGGAGGAGGAAGAUUAUACUGUCAGAUGAAGGGAAGAUGUACGGGCGAAACGAGCUGAUAGCCAGAUACAUCAAACUCCGAACUGGCAAGACGCGGACAAGGAAACAGGUAUCCAGUCACAUCCAGGUCUUGGCCAGAAGAAAAUCCAGGGAGUUUCAGUCCAAACUAAAGGACCAGAAUGCCAAGGAGAAGGCUCUGCAAAGCAUCUCGUCCAUGUCCUCGGCUCAGAUCGUCUCGGCCACCGCCAUACACAGCAAGCUGCUGCCCGGAAUAGUGCGAGCCAGCUUCCCCGGCAACGCUCAGCUGUGGCAGGGGAUGAUUCCAGGAGGGCAGUCCAGCUCCACCACAGAAGACAUCAAGCCGUUCUCCCAGCAGGCCUACCCUGUGCAGACAGCAGGGACCACCACAAUCGCAGCCUAUGAGCCUGCUGCUGCAGCCCAAACACACAGAGAGCCAGCAUGGCAGGGGCGAUCCAUCGGCACCACCAAACUACGACUGGUGGAGUUUUCAUCUUUCUUAGAGACACAGAGGGAUCAGGAAGCCUACAACAAGCACCUGUUUGUGCACAUCAGCCAGAGCAACCCAAGCUACAGCGACCCGCUGCUGGAGUGUGUGGACAUCAGGCAAAUCUACGACAAGUUCCCCGAGAAGAAGGGAGGUCUGAAGGAGCUUUUCAGCAAGGGCCCGCAGAACGCAUUCUACCUGAUCAAGUUCUGGGCGGAUCUUAAUUACAUCGUACAGGAUGAGUCUGCAGCCUUCUAUGGUGUGACCAGCCAGUACGAGAGCUCAGAGAGCAUGACCAUCACCUGCUCCACAAAGGUCUGCUCCUUCGGCAAGCAGGUGGUCGAGAAAGUGGAGACGGAGCAUGCCAGGUUUGAAAAUGGACGGUUCGUCUACAGAAUCAGUCGCUCCCCCAUGUGUGAAUACAUGAUCAACUUCAUCCACAAGCUGAAGCACCUGCCGGAGAAAUACAUGAUGAACAGCGUGCUGGAGAACUUCACGAUUCUGCUGGUGGUGAGCAACAGAGACACUCUGGAGACCUUGCUGUGCAUGGCGUGUGUGUUUGAGGUGUCGAACAACGACCACGGAGCGCAGCACCACAUCUAUCGACUUGUCAAGGAAUAACACACUCCACCUCGUUAACAAAUGCACAUCUAUGGCCUUUUGCUUUUGGUGAUUAUUCACGGUGACGCUGAAUCGAGAGAUAUAGAUCCCUUAAAAAAAAAAAAAAAACUACCAAAAUUUCAGUUCACCAAAAAAAAAAAAAAAAA